Schistocerca serialis cubense is the source of this 1819-nucleotide messenger RNA. Its product is annotated as juvenile hormone esterase-like. The coding region runs from base 32 to 1657 and encodes 541 amino acids. The transcript has 10 exons. NCBI's taxonomy places the organism in Eukaryota, Metazoa, Arthropoda, Insecta, Orthoptera, Acrididae. The record is from RefSeq and is a predicted model, not a curated record.
UUCUGCUCAUGAAGCUGACGAUUCUACUGCCAUGCUGCUGUACAUCAGAAACUUGUUUGCUAUUUUCCUUCUUCAGUUCACCACCUACGGCAAGGCUGAGGACAUACUGGUGACUGUGGACGAGGGUGCACUGAUGGGAACCACAAAAACCAGCCUCUACAACACAACGUACACGGCCUUCCUUGGAAUCCCGUAUGCUGAGCCGCCGCUUGGAGCGCUGCGUUUCACGGCCCCGCAGCCAGCAGCAGGCUGGGAUGGAGUGCGGAACGCGACCCAGUACGGCAGCGACUGCGUCCAAGAAGACGGCAGCGGCUCAGAGGACUGCCUCUACCUGAACGUGUACGUGCCUGGAGUUCCAGAAGAGGGCGUCAAACUGCCCGUCAUGUUCUGGGUGCACGGCGGGGGAUUCGUACGUGGUGGGGGCUCGGACCGCGAGUACGGACCGGACUUCCUCGUCUCCUACGGUGUCAUACUCGUCACCAUAAACUACCGGCUGGGAGCCUUUGGGUUCCUGAGUACGGGUGACGAGGUGGUUCCUGGUAACGCGGGUAGCAAGGACCAGCAGCUGGCGCUGACCUGGGUGCAGAGGAACAUCAUGAACUUCGGCGGCGACCCUCAGCUGGUCACUCUGUUUGGGGAGAGUGCUGGUGCCAUUUGCGCGUCCUUCCAUCUGGUGUCACCGCUGUCUGCAGGACUCUUCUCAAGGAUCAUUAUUCAGAGCGGCAACUUCAUCGGACGUCCAAAUACCUUGGAGCAGGCCCGCUGGAAUGCUUUCCGACUGGGCUCGGUCCUUGGCUUGGAAACGAAUGACUCACAGGAGCUGGUUGAAUUCCUGCGUUCUCGGGACGCAGCGGAUCUGGUCGCUAGCGACUCAGUCCUCUUGACGGAUGAGCUGAAGGUUUUAUUUACCUACAUCGUGUGGGCGCCACACGUGGAACCAAACCUCGAAGGCGCCUUCCUCACAGAGUCUUCAAUCCAGACGCUCAUCGACGGCCGUUUCCACAGAGUGCCCAUCAUGACAGGAGUCACUUCCGGAGAAUCGGGUUACAAGAUAUUGAACAACACAGAGCAAAUCGAGACACUCAACAGCCGAUUCGUCGAGUCGGUGGCACCCUGUUUACACCUCCCGACUGCAGAGCAGCAACAAGUAGCAGCUCUCAAGCUGAGAGAGUUCUACUUCGGCAACGAUACUAUCUCUACGGACGAUGCUGACUCUCUUGUGAACUUCAGAAAUGACAUGCUGUUUUUCGAGCAAACGGACGCGCUGGUGAGAAAAGUGACCGAGCUAACUGACACACCAGUGUUCUAUUACGAAUUCGACUAUCGCGGGGAGAUCGUCGGAUCUACACACUGGGGGACGAAUCACGCUGGUGAUAUAUUUGUGCUCUUUGUGAGAGAUGAUACUGUAUAUAACCUGGAUCCAGAGUCAGAAGAAGAUCAAGUGCGCAGGAAUAUGGUUCGGUACUGGACCAACUUCGCUAAGUAUCGAAAUCCAACCCCAGAGGCGGAUCCUGUGAUCUGGGAGCCGUACGACAAUGUGACUCGUAGCUAUAUUCUGAUGCAGUCCAACUUCUCCCUCGCUCACAACAAAGACGCAGAGCGGAUGGACUUCUGGCAUCAGAACAUUCCGCUGCAACCUUACGCUGAAGACUCUUAGAAAAAUAUGGGGAGAUUCAUCGACAUAAUGCUUCCUGAGACGUCAGACGGAAUGUCUACUCCUAACUAGAUUAUAAUGUGUUCAAAAAUUAAUUAUUAUCAUUAAUUAGUAUCAUGUGAUUGCCUACUAUGAUGUUACCAAUAUGUAAAAAUGACUAGUACU